ACCAAAAUGCGCGACGUGAACAGGGAAAAAAUGUUCAACAUGGGAAUAUUCAAGCAGGGAAGACUGUCGCUGAUGUUGUCCGCACAUGUUUGGGCCCAAGGGCAAUGCUUAAAAUGCUAAUGGAUCCCACAGGAGGAAUUGUUAUGACAAAUGAUGGAAACGCAAUUCUUCGGGAGAUAAUUGUCGAACAUCCUGCCGCCAAGUCGAUGAUCGAAAUCGCUCGUACUCAGGACGAAGAAGUGGGUGAUGGCACGACA
Protopolystoma xenopodis is the source of this 257-nucleotide messenger RNA. Lineage: Eukaryota; Metazoa; Platyhelminthes; Monogenea; Polystomatidea; Polystomatidae. The record is from the annotation of a GenBank genome assembly.